AGUUCCUUUUCUUCCCCAAAGCAGGAGGUUUCACUUAAAAUAAAGCUGUUUAUUUGCUUCUGGAAGCCCCUUUUCUGAGAACCGUAGCAAUGAAUACCUUCGGAGCCCUGCUUCGAAGAAACCAAUUUAUCCUCCUGGUACUCUUUCUUUUGCAAAUUCAGAGUCUAGGUUUGGACAUCGAUAGUCGUCCUACCACUGAAGUCUGUGCCACACACACAAUUUCACCAGGACCAAAAGGAGAUGAUGGUGAAAAAGGAGACCCAGGAGAGGAAGGAAAGCAUGGCAAAGUGGGGCGCAUGGGGCCAAAAGGAAUUAAAGGAAAACUGGGUGAUAUAGGAGAGCAGGGCAAUAUUGGCAAGACGGGGCCCAUUGGCAAGAAGGGUGACAAAGGGGAAAAGGGUUUGCUUGGAAUACCAGGAGGAAAAGGCAAAGCAGGUACUGUCUGUGAUUGUGGACGAUACCGGAAAGUUGUGGGACAACUGGAUAUUAGUGUUGCUCGUCUCAAGACAUCUAUGAAAUUCGUCAAGAAUGUCAUAGCAGGGAUUAGGGAAACUGAAGAGAAGUUCUACUACAUCGUGCAGGAGGAGAAGAACUACCGGGAAUCCCUGACUCACUGCAGGGUUCGGGGUGGAAUGCUGGCCAUGCCCAAGGACGAAGCUGCCAACACACUCAUCGCUGACUACGUGGCCAAGAGUGGCUUCUUCCGGGUGUUCAUCGGGGUGAACGACCUUGAGAGGGAGGGACAGUAUGUGUUCACAGACAACACUCCACUGCAGAAUUAUAGCAACUGGAGUGAGGGGGAGCCCAGCGACCCUUACGGUCACGAGGACUGUGUAGAAAUGCUGAGCUCCGGCAGAUGGAAUGAUACGGAGUGCCAUCUUACCAUGUACUUUGUCUGUGAGUUUGUUAAAAAGAAAAAGUAACUUCCCUCAUGCUAUGCAUUUGUUAUUUCCCCUGUUACUAUUAUUACAGUGAUUCUUAUUCAUCCCAAUGACAUUAAAUUUAUUCUGAAUCAAUACACUAAAUUUGUUCUGACUCAAGACAAGUAGGAAAU
Nycticebus coucang (slow loris) is the source of this 1054-nucleotide messenger RNA. RefSeq names its product collectin subfamily member 10 (gene COLEC10). The coding region runs from base 90 to 923 and encodes 277 amino acids. NCBI's taxonomy places the organism in Eukaryota, Metazoa, Chordata, Mammalia, Primates, Lorisidae. The record is from RefSeq and is a predicted model, not a curated record. The transcript has 6 exons.